This is a messenger RNA of Neurospora hispaniola, 1448 nucleotides long. RefSeq lists its product as uncharacterized. Gene Ontology annotation, molecular function: catalytic activity. The transcript has a single exon. The record is from RefSeq and is a predicted model, not a curated record. NCBI's taxonomy places the organism in Eukaryota, Fungi, Ascomycota, Sordariomycetes, Sordariales, Sordariaceae. Bases 155 to 1324 code for a protein of 389 amino acids.
CACCUCACCGCAACACCAGGUCGUACGUCGUCGUCCAACACCCGACUGUCGUGAAACCCAAGCUUUGACAACAUUCCCCAACUACCGGAACGUCUGACAUCAUCUUCAUGACCAAAUCUCAGAUCGCCUGGAAGUCAUAUCCACAGGGCUGCGCAUGGGGCACAUUUUCAAAAAGACAGAGGGUGACCUAAGUUUGAUCAGAAGUGGAAAGACGAACAUUGUCCUCAGAAGACAACAUAGACAACUUAUCAGCCUUUCCGCUGCCCGGCGCAUCCCCAAGCACAACAAAACUCUACCACGAUCCACGCCGACGACACUCACCGGCCGUUCAUCGAUACUUCCCACCACCCUCUUUGGUUCAACCUUCCCUCCUACCUUCAAGGUCGCACCGCCAGCAGCAACUGGAAAGAUGACAAUGAGCACCUCUUCCGACCCUUCGGAAGGGAGCAUUCGCCCAGAAUCAACACAACCAUCCCACUGCAGCGACAAUGAAAUCCACUUCGGUCCCUUCAAAGUAACCAACCAAGUCUUUCUCCGGACCCCUCACUCCUUCGCCCUGGUGAACCUCAAACCUCUUCUCCCCGGCCACGUCCUCGUCUGCCCUUUGGUCCCGCACAAGCGAUUAACCGACCUCUCCCCCACCGAAGUCACCGAUUUGUUUUCUACCGUGCAAGUGGUGCAGAGGAUGUUGGGACGGUAUUACUUCCACCCUGGUACCACCACCCACCCAAAACAGAGGGAGAAGGAGGAGAAGGAGGAUGAGGGUGGAGUCCAAGAUAAAGUGAUGCUGGAAACAGGCGGCUCCUUCAACAUCGCCGUACAAGACGGUCCCGAAGCCGGCCAAACCGUAUCCCACGUACACGUGCACGUCAUCCCGCGGAUUCGCAACGUAAGCGCCAAGGACACCGAGACGCCGUCGGAUGCGCUGUAUGAGUGGAUGGCGGAGGAGAAGGGGAAUAUUGGGGGGGCGUUGUGGGAUAGGGAUCAUGGGCACGGUAACGGUAACGGUAACGGUAAUGGUGGUGGGCCUCAUCAUCAUCAUCAUCAUCUUCAGCACAGCAGUACUUUUGGGCAGCAACGAGAGCGUGCUCUUGGAGGGCAACAAUUGAACGGGAGAGGGGGUGAAAUCCAGAGCAAAGAGGUGGAGGCGCUUUUACAGGAGGAGGAGGAGGGAGUGGCGGAACUGCAGGCGAGACCAAAGCCGGGAGGAAGUUUCCCUAGUAUCGAGGAUGCGGCGAGGACGGCGAGGGAGAUGGAGGAGAUGGAGAGAGAGGCCGGAGAGUAUAGAAGGGUAUUGGAGGAGAUGGGAAUAUUGAGUGUAUAGCAGGGGUGUACACAAAAGAAUUGGAGAGGUGUGGUUGAGGGUCGUUGGGUUGGUAGACUAGAUAUGGAACACAGUACCUACCUAUAUAGUUAUUGGAAAUGGAUGUGUUUUCAACUAAAAAAAA